CUGCACCCCCAUUUACCAGUGUGUGUAAAAUAUGAUGAUAGUAGAUAAAAUUUCCACAGAUGCUGUGUGUGUGUGUGUGUGUAUAUACCGAGGGAGGGAAAGAAAAGGAGGAAGAGAUUGUGCAAAAGGGUCCAAGCUUUAAAGCAUGGAAUUCUUAGAUGAAUUUGAGAGCAGGCCAAGAUUCCUGUUCCAAUCCAAGCAUUCGCCGCAACCCUCAGAUCCCGAGCACUCUUCCUCGUCCUUCUUCUCUUCUCUCCACAAGCCCACCCUUUUCAUUUCUCUCUCUUUUUCCCUUCUCAUUUUCUCUCUUGCCUUGUUUUACUUUAAUUUCGAACCCCUUAAAUCCCUCCUUUUAUGGCUUUCCUUUUCCCUUCUUCUCGGCCCCUUUGCUCCUCCUUCUCUCACCGCCGGGGAUAUCCGUGUUGGCCUCGGCCCGCCUCUCAAGGAAAGCCCGAAUAUUUCGAUUGAAGGUACUGAAAAAUUCAACAGAAAAUCGACGAAAAUUCGCAAGAAACCAUCUGAAGACGCCAUUAGAUCCGAUGGGGUUUUAGAGAGAUCGACGACUACAGAUGGGCCGCUUGUUGAUUUAGCGGAUAAUGAAUCUAAUAGAUUUAAUGAGUCGUUUACUGAAAACAAAUCCGUGGAGCAAAGUGAGUGGAGUGAGGUGGAUGAGGACUUAUUGAGGAAGUUAAUGGGGAAGCAUCCGGUGGGGAAGCCGGGCCGUUGGGAGGCAAUAGCUGAGGGGUUCAAGGGGAAGCAUAAGGUGGAAGCCGUGAUACGGAAGGCUAAAGAAAUGGGAGAGAGGAAAGUGAGUGAUCAAGACUCUUACAGUAAAUUUUUAAAGGAUCGUAAGCCUGUUGAUAGACGCCUUGUUGAUAAGGGAGGGAAUGAAGCAAAUGCUGAAAUUGGAAUAGAAAAUCAAAAUGUGGAAGAAGGGAGGAAGGAGAGUACUUGGAGUCCUGCGGAGGAUUUAGCAUUGCUCAACGCAUUAAAGGCAUUCCCGAAGGACGUUGCAAUGCGAUGGGAGAAGAUUGCAGCUUCCGUUCCUGGAAAAACAAAGUCAGCAUGUAUGAAGAGAAUGACAGAGUUGAAGAAGGAUUUUCGAAGUUCCAAGGCUUCUGGCCAAAUUUCUUAGGUGAAUAAAGAACUUCAGAAACGAAUGUCUGAAGUUGGUUUUUCGGAAGGAAGGAUACCAUGGUAAAUGCCUAGCUGAUCAAGGAUAUCAAAAUUUAUCCAUUUUAAAUUAUAGGAGAGUGAAGGAGGAUUGUUUCUUUUACGCUGAUAAUUUAGUACCACUUAAUAAUGCUCAGACAGCAGGAAGAACAGAGACUUAUUUGUCCAUGAUCUAAAUACCAGAACAGUUGUUGAGACUUGAAUAAUCAUACUCCCAUGAAGUAUCUAUGUUAUUUAAUAAGCACCUGUAUCUCCUCAUUGUCUUGCUCUUUCAGCUGUGAGCUUUCCUAAUAUAGUGUAGUUGGAACUUGACUAAUUAUGUUGCCUGUAGCCAUCUAUAUGGUUCAUAUUAAUAAGAGUUAUUUUGUUCACCAAGAUUAGUCAUCAUGCUUACAAGAUCAUUUUCAUUGAAAAUUUGUGAUGCAAUUUGAUAGAUGACAUGGAGAAUAAUAUGACUGCUGUAGAGAUGAGAUUUGAAUAAAGACAAUAACGUUAGGCAAGUCUUUUCUUAGUUCCUUAGAGAUUACCCUACAUUUUGAUGCACUCGCAGUAGGAAAGAGGAACAUGAUUUUCUUCUCUUCUCUUUUUAGAGGGCAAUAGAUGCCCCCUGAAAACAAACUCGGGCUUGAAAUUUCAGGGAAUGUCCGAAGAUGCAAACGAAGGGAACAUUGGUUUCAUUUUAGGUGGUU
Sesamum indicum (sesame) is the source of this 1862-nucleotide messenger RNA. RefSeq names its product transcription factor MAMYB. Gene Ontology annotation, cellular component: cytosol. Gene Ontology annotation, molecular function: Hsp70 protein binding; ribosome binding. NCBI's taxonomy places the organism in Eukaryota, Viridiplantae, Streptophyta, Magnoliopsida, Lamiales, Pedaliaceae. The record is from RefSeq and is a predicted model, not a curated record. Gene Ontology annotation, biological process: regulation of translational fidelity; 'de novo' cotranslational protein folding.